CGCUCCGUUAGGUAACCUUUCAUUUUCUCAACUACCCAUUAUGUAACGGGAGCACUGGGUUCUGGAUCAGUCUUCCAUUAAAGAUGAUUUUUAUAGUCGCUGAGCGUUGUCAGGGAGUGCUUACACUGGGGGCGGUUUAAACAGAUACAAGCAUUUAAGCCAGUCCGGAGCGGUGACUCAUCCCCCCCGCCCCCCCCCCCGCGACAGACGCGGCGCGGCCAUUGGUGAGCAUCACGCCCCGCCUCUCGCCCCGCCCAGCUCUCCUGCCCCACCCCUUCCCACUCCCGGCUCCCCGGCGUUGUCGGAGCAGCAGACCUGUUCUGGGUGCCGCGUCCCGUCGGUGGCAGGACUCCUGCGUAUAUUUCAAAACUGAACCAUUUCAACGGAGCUGAAGCAUUCUGCCUUCCUAGUGGUACCAGUCCAGUUUACGAGAGCCAAGCAGACUAUCAGUCAUCAUGGCGAACCUUGGCUACUGGCUGCUGGCCCUCUUUGUGACCACGUGGACUGAUGUCGGCCUCUGCAAAAAGCGGCCAAAGCCUGGAGGGUGGAACACCGGUGGGAGCCGGUACCCCGGGCAGGGGAGCCCUGGAGGCAACCGUUAUCCACCUCAGAGUGGCACCUGGGGGCAGCCCCACGGUGGUGGCUGGGGACAACCCCAUGGGGGCAGCUGGGGACAACCUCAUGGUGGUGGUUGGGGUCAGCCCCAUGGCGGUGGCUGGGGUCAAGGAGCGGGUACCCACAAUCAGUGGAACAAGCCUAGCAAGCCAAAAACCAACCUCAAGCAUGUGGCAGGGGCUGCCGCAGCUGGGGCAGUAGUGGGGGGCCUUGGUGGCUACAUGCUGGGGAGCGCCAUGAGCAGGCCCAUGAUCCAUUUUGGCAACGACUGGGAGGACCGCUACUACCGUGAAAACAUGUACCGCUACCCUAACCAAGUGUACUACAGGCCGGUGGAUCAGUACAGCAACCAGAACAACUUCGUGCACGACUGCGUCAAUAUCACCAUCAAGCAGCAUACGGUCACCACCACCACCAAGGGGGAGAACUUCACGGAGACUGACGUGAAGAUGAUGGAGCGCGUGGUGGAGCAGAUGUGCGUCACCCAGUACCAGAAGGAGUCCCAGGCCUAUUACGACGGGAGAAGAUCCAGCAGCACCGUGCUUUUCUCCUCCCCUCCUGUCAUCCUCCUCAUCUCCUUCCUCAUCUUCCUGAUCGUGGGAUGAGGGAGGCCUUCCUGCUUGUUCCUUCGCAUUCUCGUGGUCUAGGCUGGGGGAGGGGUUAUCCACCUAUAGCUCUUUCAAUUGAGGUGGUUCUCAUUCUUGCUUCUCUGUGUCCCCCAUAGGCUAAUACCCCUGGCACUGACGGGUCCGGGGAAAUGUACAGUAGACCAGAUGCUCUUCGCUUUAGGCCCCUUUGAUUGAGUCCGUCAUCGGCCAAUGCUAACACCGGGCCAAUAGAAUAUAACACCAAAUAACCGCUGGCUAGUUGGGGCUUUGUUUUGGUCUAGUGAGUAAAUACUGGUGUAUCCCCUGACUUGUACCCAGAGUACAAGGUGACAGUGACACUUAUAACUUAACAUAGGCGAAGGAUUCUACAACCAAAGAAGCCACUGUUUGGGGAUGGCGCCCUGAAAAACAGCCUCCCACCUGGGAUAUCUAGAGUGUCCACGCGUGGAAUUCUUUCUUUACUAACAAACGAUAGUUGAUUGAAGGCAACUGGAAAAAAAUCAAAUUAUCCACUGACGUUGAAAGCAAACCUUUGUUCAUUCCCUAGGCACUAGAAUGAUCUUUAGCCUUGCUUGGAUUGAACUGGGAGAUCUUGACUCUGAGGAGAGCCAGCUCUGUAAAAAAGCAUGGUCCUCCUGUGACGGGAGAGAUGGCUAAGGUACAAAGGCUAGACACUUGAGUUUCUUCAUUUCUCUCAUAAUUAUCAAAAGCUAGAAUUAGCUUCUGCCCUAAGUUCCUGUACUUGUAUUUGAACUGGACAACAGAGAGACAAUCUAAACAUUCUCUUAGGCUGCAGAUAAGAGAAGUAGGCUCCAUUCCAAAGUGGGAAAGAAAUUCUGCUAGCAUUGUUUAAAUUAGGCAAAAUUUGUUCCUGAAAUUGCUUUUUCCCCAGCAGACAUAAACUGCGAUGGCUUCAGCCUGCACUGCGGGUUUUCUGUGUAGAAUAUAUAAAAUACAACUUCAAGCUUAGUACGCCUUCUGUUUUAAAGCAUCUGAAGUGUGGAGCGCACUGGCCGUUCCGUCCAGUACUAAAUGCUUACCGUGUGACCCUUGGACUUUCAACGUGCACUCAGUUCCGUGUGAAUCCAAAGCAGACCCCUUACUGGUCUUUGAAUCUGCAUGUACUUCACGUUUUCUAUAUUUGUAACUUCGCAUGUAUUUGUUUUGUCAUAUAAAAAGUUUAUCAAUGUUUGCUAUCUGACUGACAUUAAAUAGAACCUAUGAUGA
Mus pahari (shrew mouse) is the source of this 2450-nucleotide messenger RNA. It is a transcript of the gene Prnp, whose product is annotated as prion protein. Lineage: Eukaryota; Metazoa; Chordata; Mammalia; Rodentia; Muridae. Bases 456 to 1220 code for a protein of 254 amino acids. Gene Ontology annotation, cellular component: membrane. Gene Ontology annotation, biological process: protein homooligomerization. The transcript is spliced from 3 exons. The record is from RefSeq and is a predicted model, not a curated record.